Messenger RNA from Mercenaria mercenaria, 5080 nucleotides. Its product is annotated as C-Maf-inducing protein-like. The transcript has 18 exons. The record is from RefSeq and is a predicted model, not a curated record. NCBI's taxonomy places the organism in Eukaryota, Metazoa, Mollusca, Bivalvia, Venerida, Veneridae. Bases 612 to 3389 code for a protein of 925 amino acids.
GUUUAUGCUGUUAUGGUGUGUUACUCAGAUGAGCGACCUUAGGUCCAUCUUGGCACCCUUAUAUUUUUUGAUUUGAUAGUUGAUGUCCCAAACUGUCUUCAACUGAAAAAAAACCCAGGCACAUCAAUAAUACUCCAAGUAAAAUAUUAAAUGCACCUGCUAUUGGAAAAAUUGCAGUGAUUGGCAGUCUGCUAUUGGACAGAUUCAGUAGCAUUUAUAUGCCAGCUCCGAUACAGGAAUAUGCUUGUUGAUUGUGGAAUGGAAGGAAUGUGGUGAAUAUAGAAUUAUUAUUCAUGGCAUUUUAGCAAAUUAUAAAUAAUUUUGUACUUCAUGUGAUAUUUAUAUUUGAGUAAAAAAUAUAAUAUAAAAGCAAGGAUUUGGCUUGUUGUGACUGUGAUAAAUGCUUUUAGAUAAAAAAACAAAAGAACAAAAAAAAAAACAACAACAAAAAAAAAACAACAUCCAAGCACAGGAGCUUGAAUGUUGUCAUUUAAAAUAAAAAUCAAAUUCUUAAUAUUACAACAUUGGAAUAUUAACUUCAGCUGCAAAUAUAUGUUACUUUAACUAUAAAUUUGAAUUUUUAAUUAUUUAGAAACUAGAAUAACUGAAAAAUGUCUGAGGAAACAAGUAUUAGUUCUGUUGGAAUAGAGAUUUUUGAAAAAGAAGUGAAUAUCGAUGCUGCAAAUCUUCUAACUGAAGUAAGUAGUACUGAUGAUAACUUGUCUGAUUUGUCUGACGAUCCUGAACUGGUUUUUGCUGACUAUGGAAACGGGAGAAGUCGAAAUUUGACAAAAACACGGAGAACCACCCAAUCGGAAGAAAACUUGAAUGAUUUGAAUUUGGUUAGCAACUAUUUAAAUGUUGAAAAGUACAAAACUAGGAACAUAGUCCAAUGUUCAGAUGACAGUUUAGAUGAAUUAAAGAAGGACAGUGGAACGGAUGAGGAAGAUUUAAAAAGUAAGGAAAAAAGCGAUGUUGAUGACUCUAGAGAGCCUGAAAAGCCUUUGAAAGGGAAAAAGCUUCUUAAAGCUCAAAUCAAAAAUGUUGUUAAGUUGCAACAUUGGAAGCAUAAAUGUUUUUAUUUGUUUGAAGAAAGCAUUGUAGAUGUGUGUAGAAUGUCAGUAACAGAACUUCGAUUUAUAGAGGGUUUGAAACCCAAGUAUAUUAAAUGGGAGCGGCAUCAGUUGGUUUUGGAUAAGGAUGAGAUAAGAGGAGCAAAGGCUACAGGUUACAUGGAGUCACCCAUUCCAUAUUCAAGUGUAGAGGAUGUUCAUAUCAUAUCACGAUGGGAUGCGGGACAGAAAUUUUGCAUACGUGUCACAAUACAAGAUGGCUCAUUGUUACUGCAGGCAAACAACUCCCAUCUACGGGACCAGUGGCUGUAUUCUAUUCAGUGGAAGAAACACAUGUACAAAUAUGAGAAGUUGUUGAAAAAUGCGAGACGUCCUGAAGUUCUGGUGAAGGAAAUCAAGAACAUGAUAGAUGUUUCCUUGCACACACCAAUACAGGACCCUAGUGUGUAUCAGUUCCCAUUAGAUCUUGUGUCAGAACUUCUGCAAAGGAAUGCAGAUGUUAUAACUAAAGUGGCACAUGAGAAUAUUAUAGUGGCUCUCGCGCCAUUGCUGGAGAACAAUCAUCCAACACAAGAAAUUUGUGACUUUUUCAGUAAGCACUGCAAAAACAGUCCCAGAUCAAGCAUUGUGAUAGAGUUAUUUACCCCUGUUGUACAGCGGAUACUCAAACAUAAUAUGGAUUUUGGAAAAUUUCCACGAAUGCGUCAGUUUGUUCAAGAAUACAUACAGGCCCUGAAUUGUCAAAAUGCAGGCCUUGAAGUUGUUAAAGAAUUCAUCAAAAGUAUGCAUGGUCCAGCAAGUGUGUGCCCGCACCCAAGAGUUCUGCCAAAUCUUGUUGCGGUUUGCUUGGCAGCUGUCUACAGUCUGUAUGAGGAUAAAAAAUUGAUUUAUACUGCAGAUACAGUCACUGAGUUUAGUUCUUUCUCCUUGAUAAUUGUUCAGAAGGUGUUUACAGUAUCAGGUCAAUACCGGUUUUAUACUGGUGCUUGCCCAUCCUUGCCUGAGGUAUCAGGUCAAUACCAGUUUUAUACUGGUGCUUGCCAACACUUGCCUGAGGUAUCAGGUCAAUACCAGUUUUAUACUGGUGCUUGCCCACCCUUGCCUGAGGUAUCAGGUCAAUACCAGUUUUAUACUGGUGCUUGCCCACCCUUGCCUGAGGUAUCAGGUCAAGGCCGGUUUUAUACUGGUGUUUGCCCACCCUUGCCUGAGGUAUCAGGUCAAGGCCGGUUUUGUACUGGUACUUGCCCACCCUUGCCUGAGGUAUCAGGUCAAGCCCGGUUUUAUACUGGUGCUUGCCCACUGUUGCCUGAGGUAUCAGGUCAAGGCCGGUUUUAUACUGGUGCUUGCCCAUCGUUGCCUGAGGUAUCAGGUCAAGGCCGGUUUUAUACUGGCCUGAGGUAUCAGAUCAAGGCCGGUUUUAUACUGGUGCUUGCCCAUCGUUGCCAGAGGUAUCAGGUCAAGGCCGGUUUUAUACUGGUGCUUGCCCACCGUUGCCUGAGGUAUCAGGUCAAGGCCGGUUUUAUACUGGUGCUUGCCCACCCUUGCAUGAGGUAUCAGGUCAAGGCCGGUUUUAUACUGGUGCUUGCCCAUCGUUGCCUGAGGUACCGUUGCCUGAGGUAUCAGGUCAAGGCCGGUUUUAUACUGGUGCUUGCCCAUCGUUGCCUGAGUGCCCUUGCAGAUGACCUGUUCACAUCAAACAGAAAGAUUGUACGAAAUAUAGCUACGACAAAGUGUGGGUCCCCCCAGACGAUACUUGGUAACGAGAAGGGAAAGAAGGCGGUUAAAGGGGCACUAAUGUUUUUUUUUGCUGAAAAGGGAAAAAAACUUUUUGUUGGCUUGAAAAAAAAGUUGGGACCAGUUAUGUUACUGUCCCUACGAGAAAAUAUUGCUGCAAUGGAGGUACUUUGUGCGAUGUUAGAAUGUGAUGUUGUUGAGAAUAAUGACCUCAAGAUGCAGAUGGUAACAACACUACAGAGUACAAUGUCGGGAAAACGUAUGUACGCCGAUCUCUGUGAGAGACAAAUCGCACUCAGGGAAUUGAUUUAUUUAGAUCUGGACUUAGAAAUUUUUUAUUUGAUAUUUCAGUUUGGUGAUGUUGGUUUACAGAAAAUAUCGGAACAUCUACACAAGCUUCAGGUUCUGAACCUGUGUGAGACACCUGUCUCUGACAAAGGUCUUAGCUCACUUGCUGCACUCAAACAUUUACGGAAGUUGAAUCUGAACAGCACAAAUCUUUCAGCACUGGUGUUUGAGGGACUGAAAGAGAAGUUACCGGCGUUACAGGAGUGUGAUGUUCGAUACACAGAUGCCUGGUGACUAAGCCACGCUGGGCUCAUCUGAGCCUGGCACCAUGAACAAUUUGAACAUGCUGGGUUCAUCUGAGUCUGGCACCAUUAACAAUUUGAACACGCUCAGCUCACUGAGCUUGGCUUAAUAUAAACUGAAACAUGUGGUCACUGACAGGUGGCGUUACAUAAAAUCAUAAUUACUGUAGUAAUUUGUGAAUGUUUCAAACUUGUGUAGUCUGAAUCUUGUGUUAAGUAUUCAUUAUGUUGAACAUACAUUACCAUAGUUAUCCUGCCAAAGGCAUAUGUAAAUAUCCAAAACAUACAGUACACUUCAUAGUUCAUAGGUAAAAUUGUUGAGGUACACACAAAAUACGCACAAACAAUAAUUAUAUGAUAUAGAUUUUAUACAGCAAUUUCUGAAAUGGUUUAUACAUAGUUGCCAUCAAAGGUUCAGAGAAUUAUGCUUUCACAAUCAUUUGACAAUGUUUCACAACAGUAUGAAAAUGCAGCUUUGCGAAAUAGAAAAUUUCUAUGUAGAUUAGGUAAUGUUCACACCACUUGCAUGAUUUUAAAGACGACAGAUACAUGUCUCUUAUGAAAGAUUCUCUCAUUCUGGUUGUUACACUCUUGGUGACAAUGUUUAUUAUUAACAAGAUUUUUGAAUUUGUGUCUCUUCAUUAACAAAAAUAGCAAAAAUUAAAGUGUUGCGAACAUUGCCCAGUCUACAGAAUUCUUUUUAUUUUUUUUUAUUUUGAGCAAUCAGUGAUUCAUUGUGAUUCAAUAUUCUGUGUUCUUGUAGUAUGAUGUAAACCCUUUCAUCCUUAAAGUAUGAGUUUUACACCCUGAUGGUGUGAGGAUUACCGGUACCAUCAAAAAUCCUGAUUUUCACCCUCUAAAAUUAAUUUAAUUUAAUUCCUUUCUAAAAUUCUAUUGUUUGCCCUAUGUGUAAAAUAGAUUUUCAAUGCUCUUUCAAAUCCGAAUUUUCACCCUUUGAUAAUAAGAGUUUUCAAUGCUAAAAGUCAACUCUUUUUAAAAUGUAUGGUUUAACUUUUAAAAUUUAGGGUUUUCAUCCAUAAGGGUUGCAUGGUAAGAAGGGUACCCAGGUAAAAUUUUGUAAAAAAUUAGUGUUACAAUCAUCAUUCAAGCUGUCUACCAUCUAGUACAUUUGCAAGCUUUUAUGCUACAAACAGAUACCUCAGCCCUGAUACAAGAUUUCUAUUUAGUAUUCUCUUUAUUGUUUUGAUCUGAAGUAAAAUAACUUCUGGUGUAAUUUCACUUUGGCAUGAACUUCAUCUUAAAUGACUUGCUGUAAGGAAAUGAGAAGUAUUUAUAGAAAAUUAAUUACCAUGAAAUAAAUCUACCAUUCAAUAUAGUAUAAUGUUUUAUGUCUGUCUUUUUCAUCAUUCUUGUAGAAUUAGUUUCCUUUGAAAUAAUGAAUGUAUCCCCAACAGGUGUUCAUUUCCUUUACAUGAUGAUAAUGCCCAUCAUAUUCUGACACGAAAAAUCCUAUUAAUUUUCGCUGAUGCAGCCGUAGGGUUUGUCACUAACUAACUUGUAGCGACCAAGGAAUGAAUAUCUAAUAAAAAUACAGAAUCAGAUAUACAAGUUAGUGUGUUGUAUUUGAUGAAUUUAAUGAUAAAAUAUUAUUAAUCAGUUAUAUACAGCAAGAAAUAAUUCACUUGGGCUAUGAACUCAGGAAAUUACUGAUCUUAAUAUGUA